Molecule: messenger RNA, 1245 nt
Organism: Metarhizium album ARSEF 1941
Lineage: Eukaryota; Fungi; Ascomycota; Sordariomycetes; Hypocreales; Clavicipitaceae
Product: putative protein family Cys-rich
Exons: 2
Coding region: 1-1245 (414 amino acids)
Source: RefSeq, a predicted model, not a curated record
AUGGGUAAGAAGGCUGCUGCUGACUGUGGACGUCAAUGGCGGUGGCUGGAGACUCAUGAUGGCAAAAGCGGCGCGGGUGCCAUGUCGUGGUUCGGCGCAUGCAUUUGGCCUUGCGGAGCAUACGGUCGAACUUCACAUCGUCUCAAGGCUGCAAUCUCCGGACAAGAUGCCGAGAAAACCGCCAAGGGCUCCUGCUGUACUGGCGUCGACUGCGCUCAAUUCGCCCUUUGCCUUCCGUUCUAUGGACUCUUUUUGUCCAGGCUCCAAACUACCGUCCGGUCGUUCUAUGGCAUUGACGGCCAUGAAUGCUCCGACUGGUGCAGUGGCUGUUUCUGCCCAACCUUGACGUUGGUGCGGAACGAGCAAGAAAUCAUGCUCCGAGAGAAUCACAAGAGGGUCAAGGGACAUCAUCAUCACGAAGUGUCUGUCAUGAGCGACGGUGGCUAUCAAUCAGUCAAUCCCAUGGCGUAUCUGAAGCCAGACAGUGCCGGGUCUGCGCAGCCCAGGGCGUCGCAUGGAAGGCAACGACCACAUGACUUGCGCAGCGAUCAAGUCACAACCGCCAAGGGAGUUGCCUACCCACAAGUUCACUAUUUGGACCAACACUGGUAUUUGGUUCCCUUUGACAAGGGCGACGACGAAGCCAAGAAGGAAGACUGCAAGCCCCUCAACUCUGCAAUCGCCAAGAUUGUUGGCAAGCACUCCCUCGAGGAUCAUGAGCUGGUGGUCACGGGUACCAUUCGGCCCGCUCACGACUUGAAGUCGGACAUCAAGACUAGUGACCGUCAUCACAGCCCUUCCCACCAGCUUCAGCAGGAUGCCACGACUCCUGCCAGCCAUUCAAGCUGCGGGUCACCCCAUCAGCUGUGCUGUGACCCUGUUGCGGAAUCAAAGACGGUGGUUUGUCACGACUUGCAGGCUCAUCAACCGGUGCCGUUGAGCCAAGUUGAUCACCACCACGCCCUUGAUAGAGACGUUUUGGUUGGAACUGGGGGUUGUGCGGUGAGCAAACAUGACAUUCACGCUCAUGAGAUGGUCAAGUCUCGCGGCACAGAAACGCCUCACGAGUUGAAGGAUGACGGUACAGCGGGAUCCAGCAGCAGAACAUGGGCACAUGGCAUGGACCGUGAUGAUACUGUGGCUACACGUCACGAAGGCCUUGGGAAGCAUGGUCUUGACUCGCACAAACCUACGGCUGUUAUUGGCCAGAGGAUGGCUUCGCACGAACUCGACGAGGAUCAGUGA